Poecile atricapillus (Black-capped chickadee) is the source of this 890-nucleotide messenger RNA. RefSeq names its product nucleoside diphosphate kinase. The transcript is spliced from 5 exons. Gene Ontology annotation, molecular function: nucleoside diphosphate kinase activity. Gene Ontology annotation, biological process: GTP biosynthetic process; CTP biosynthetic process; UTP biosynthetic process. Lineage: Eukaryota; Metazoa; Chordata; Aves; Passeriformes; Paridae. The annotation marks the transcript as partial. The record is from RefSeq and is a predicted model, not a curated record.
CCCUCAAAGCGGCGGAGGCGACAGGUGCGGCCGGGCCUGGCCAAGUGCCGCCCCUCAGCCGCCGGGCCUGGCCGAGUGCCGCCGCUCGCCCGCCGGGUCCGGCAGCGACCGCAGUCCGCUCCGGUCCCGUCCCAUCUCAUCCCAACCCGGUCCCGCUCGGUCCUGGCGAUCCCUCCCCCGAAGCGUCACCGGCCCGGCUCCUCCUAUGCGCGGGGCGGGGGAUCCGCCGUCCACCCGCCUCCUCCUGUGCCUCUUCCUCCGGCGGCAGCGGCGCGGGCGGUAGCGGCGGCGGCAGCUCUGCAUAGCGCUAUGGCGGGGAACGGCGAGCGCACCUUCAUCGCCAUCAAGCCCGACGGCGUCCAGCGCGGGCUGGUCGGGGAGAUCAUCAAGCGCUUCGAGCAGAAAGGAUUCCGGCUCGUGGCCAUGAAGUUCGUGCACGCCUCUGAAGACCUUCUCAAACAACAUUACAUUGACCUGAAAGACCGCCCCUUCUUCCCUGGUUUGGUUAAAUACAUGAACUCUGGACCUAUUGUGGCCAUGGUAUGGGAAGGACUCAACGUGGUUAAAACUGGGAGAGUAAUGCUGGGGGAAACCAAUCCUGCAGACUCCAAGCCUGGCACCAUCCGUGGUGACUUCUGCAUUCAAGUGGGAAGGAACAUCAUCCAUGGCAGUGACUCAGUGGAGAGUGCACAGAAAGAGAUCAACCUGUGGUUCAAACCCACAGAGCUCAUCGACUUCAAGCCCUGUGCACAUGACUGGAUCUAUGAGUGAUGGGUUCCCACAGGGAUUUGUGCCUUCUAACACCUCAUCUCAUUCCAGCUGCUGCCCUGGGAGCAAACACAGUUAUUUUAUUGCUAAAACUGACUGUCAAAUAAAUGGGUGUGAACUAA